UGCUCAUUAAUGUAGGAAUGAAAAUCCAUAAUGAGAGAGAUAGACACAGACGAUGAGCCUGGGGGCUUUGACUUGGAAGAAAACAGGAACCAAAGGCAAAGCCAAAUUGAUCUGCUUAUGUUUCUUUAAUUCUCUCUCACUCUUUUUUGUCUGAGAAAGGACCCAACAAAACGAGAAAGAAAUCCAAAGACCCAAAAGAAACCAAAAACUAGUACUUCCAAUAGAGGAGAUUGUUAAACUAUAUAGUACAAAUGUUAUUACUCUCUCUUUCUCUUUCUUUUCACUCAGAUUCAAUCAAAUGAUCAAUUGCUGAUUGUGAAGAAACCCACGUAGACCAUGUUGAGAAAUGAUUCUUAGAUUUAAAAAAUGGGGUGUGUUCUUGGAAGAGAGGUAUCCUCUGGCAUAGUUUCAGAGUCUAAAGAGGUCAAGGACCUGCGUGUUGAAUCCAGAAGAAAAUUAGAAAGUGUUCCAGUGAAAAAGACUGAUACUAGUAGUGUUGUUGAGAUUCAAAAUGAGGACACCCAGAAGGAAGAGAAAGCGGAGGAAGAUAGAAAACCUAGGGGGGAGAGGAGGAGGUCAAGGCCAAAUCCUAGGUUGAGUAACCCACCCAAGCAUUUGCGUGGCGAGCAGGUGGCAGCUGGAUGGCCACCCUGGCUAUCAGCAGUGUGUGGGGAGGCGCUCAGUGGAUGGAUUCCACGGCGGGCAGACACAUUUGAGAAGAUAGAUAAGAUUGGAUCAGGAACAUAUAGCAAUGUGUAUAAAGCUAGAGAUGUGUUAACAGGUAAAAUUGUUGCACUGAAGAAGGUCCGGUUUGAUAAUUUGGAACCUGAAAGUGUGAAAUUUAUGGCUAGAGAGAUCCUUAUUCUACGAAGAUUGGAUCAUCUGAAUGUUGUAAAGUUGGAGGGUUUAGUUACAUCCAGGAUGUCAUGUAGUUUGUAUUUGGUAUUUGAGUACAUGGAGCAUGAUUUAGCUGGACUUGCUGCAAGUCCAGGAGUAAAGUUCACAGAGCCACAGGUUAAAUGCUACAUGCACCAACUAUUAUCUGGUCUGGAGCACUGCCAUAACCGUGGUGUGCUUCAUCGUGAUAUCAAAGGAUCAAAUCUUCUUAUUGACAAUGAAGGAAUACUCCGGAUUGCUGAUUUUGGAUUGGCGUCCUUCUUUGAUCCCAAUCACAAGCAUCCAAUGACUAGUCGGGUGGUUACGCUGUGGUAUCGACCUCCUGAGCUUCUCCUUGGGGCUACUGAUUAUGGUGUGGGGGUGGACCUCUGGAGUGCAGGUUGUAUACUAGCUGAAUUGUUGGCUGGAAAGCCCAUUAUGCCAGGUCGUACCGAGGUAGAGCAACUGCACAAGAUAUAUAAGCUAUGUGGGUCACCUUCAGAUGAGUACUGGAAGAAAUCAAAGUUGCCAAAUGCAACUUUAUUUAGACCUCGAGAGCCUUAUAAAAGAUGCAUAAGAGAAACGUUUAGAGAUUUUCCACCAUCUUCACUUCCUCUUAUUGAAACCCUUCUUGCAAUCGAUCCAGCAGAGCGUCAGACAGCCACAGCUGCCCUAAGAAGUGAAUUCUUCACAACAGAACCUUAUGCCUGUGAACCUUCUAGCCUCCCAAAAUAUCCCCCAAGUAAGGAGAUGGAUGCUAAAAGACGAGAUGAUGAAGCUCGAAGACAAAGAGCUGCUGCAAAGGCCCAGGGUGAAAAUGUAAAGAAAACACGGACACGCGAUCGUGCUGUUAGGGCAAUGCCUGCUCCAGAAUCCAAUGCCGAGCUUCAAUCUAAUAUUGAUAGGAGACGACUAAUUACCUAUGCGAAUGCAAAGAGCAAGAGUGAGAAGUUUCCUCCACCUCACCAGGAUGGGACACUUGGCUAUCCUUUAGGAUCAUCUCAACAUUUUGAUCCAGCAGUCAUUCCCCCUGAUAUCCCAUAUAGCUCCACUUCAUUCACUUGUUCAAAGGAGCCAGUACAAACUUGGUCAGGCCCAUUGGUCGACUCUGCUGGUGUUAAUGCUCCAAGGCGAAAGAAGAACGCUGCAGGUGAUAGAACUGGUAAUGCUAGGUUUAAGGGAAAGAGAAGUGUAGCUUAAACUUUCAGUGCAUACAUACUGGCCAAACUGGAAAUCUCCUGUACACUGCAAAAAGAGACACUGGUAUUUCAUACACAUGCUUGGCUUCUUCACGAGUGCAAAAGAUGUUAUUGUUUUACUUAAAAAUGUACCUGGGAAUGAAUUCAUUUUCUAUACUUCUGUGUCCAUUUUUAUUAUAGAAAAUUUUCAGUUCUUUCUAUUGGGACGGCGAGAAAAUUGAUGUGUAUAUUUUGAUGAUUCUUUUCUUUAAAGUUUAUUGUGUUGAGAACCAACCAACUACUUCAUAAAUUAGUGGAAAAAAGAAAUCUCCAUUCUUA
Messenger RNA from Jatropha curcas, 2393 nucleotides. Its product is annotated as putative serine/threonine-protein kinase At1g54610. The record is from RefSeq and is a predicted model, not a curated record. Gene Ontology annotation, molecular function: RNA polymerase II CTD heptapeptide repeat kinase activity; ATP binding. Lineage: Eukaryota; Viridiplantae; Streptophyta; Magnoliopsida; Malpighiales; Euphorbiaceae. Gene Ontology annotation, biological process: positive regulation of transcription elongation by RNA polymerase II; protein phosphorylation. Gene Ontology annotation, cellular component: nucleus; cyclin-dependent protein kinase holoenzyme complex.